UCAGUCUUUUGUUAUGAUUAGCUGUGAUCGGGCAAAGCUCAUCACAUGAUACAUAUGUGCUGUGAUUGGCCCUGUCUGUACCAUGUGACUGCUUUGACCAAUCACAGCUAACAACAUAACUGUAUACAAUGGGUGGCAUGACAGGAAGCCAUCCAUUGUAUACAAUCGAUAUGUGAUCUGCUGUGAUUGGUCACAGCGGUCACAUGACACUGGCAAUGGGCCGGUGUAGUGAUAUGUCAUUGGCCGAGUCCCAUGGACACAGCCGGUGACAGAUCGCGUUGCUGCACGGCACCGCAGCCAAGUAGGCGACUCGUUUUGACAGGACGUCAUAUGACACCCAGUCAAAACGACGAGUGUCCCGCCCAGCCGUCAAUCUGCUAUAGACCGGGCAGGAAGGUAUUAAUAGCAAAAAGCCAA
Staurois parvus is the source of this 417-nucleotide messenger RNA. Lineage: Eukaryota; Metazoa; Chordata; Amphibia; Anura; Ranidae. The record is from the annotation of a GenBank genome assembly.